CCAUACCCUGGUGGAGGGAACGAAAAGAGCAAUGUGUCCUAACUAUUACUGGUUGCUGCUUUUGCUGGCGUUUGGAGUUCCAGGUACAGUAUCAGAGACGCCGGUUCUCAUGCCGAAGAUUGUUGAUGUUAUGGAAAAUGCAAGUGUAGUCUUAUCAUGCACAUUGAAUAUCUCAGGAACAGGAAGAAGUGUGUCAUGGCACAGAUCGAGUAAGCCAGGAUUAUGGGCGUCUAUGAGUCUGUUAAAUAAUGGGACUUGUGCAGCGGCAGGAUUUCUUUUAAACGAGAGUCUGUACUCAUGGAGCUGUUACAGAAAUAAUACUUUUACAUUAACUAUACUGAAUGUGAAUGAAACUCAGCAUGGCGUUAAGUGGAAGUGCGGUGUAGGAUUUACAGCCAUAAGUAAAGAAACAAUUAUCAAUGUUAAAGGUAAAAUUGUGCUUUCUUCACCUGUAUAUUUGUUAUUCUAA
Messenger RNA from Mercenaria mercenaria, 469 nucleotides. RefSeq lists its product as uncharacterized. The record is from RefSeq and is a predicted model, not a curated record. The transcript has 2 exons. NCBI's taxonomy places the organism in Eukaryota, Metazoa, Mollusca, Bivalvia, Venerida, Veneridae. Bases 32 to 469 code for a protein of 145 amino acids.